GGUAGGGGAGAAACUGGCGCUAGAUCUCUCUUGUUUCCUUGAAGGUUAAUGUUAGGCUGGGAAGAUGACAAAACUUGAAGAGUACCUGGAGGGAAUUGUUAAUAUCUUCCACAACUCAGUUUGGAUGGGGCAUUUUGACACCGUCUCUAAGGGUGAGCUGAAGCAGCUGCUGCCAAAGGAGCUUGCAAACACCAUCAAGAAUACCAGAGACAAAGCUGUCAUUAACAAAAUAUUCCAAGGCCUGGAUGCUAAUCAAGAUGAACAGGUCGACUUUCAGGAAUUCAUAUCCCUGUCAGCCAUUGCGCUGAAGGCUGCCCAUGACCAUACCCACAAAGAGUAGGUAGCUCUCUGAAGGCCUUUUACCCAGCAAUGUCAUCAAUGAGGGUCUUUCCUUUCCCUCACCAAAACUCAGCCUUGCCUGUGGGGAGUGAGAGUUAAUAAAUACACUCA
Molecule: messenger RNA, 450 nt
Organism: Chlorocebus sabaeus (green monkey)
Lineage: Eukaryota; Metazoa; Chordata; Mammalia; Primates; Cercopithecidae
Product: protein S100-A12
Biological process (GO): antimicrobial humoral immune response mediated by antimicrobial peptide; endothelial cell migration; positive regulation of canonical NF-kappaB signal transduction
Cellular component (GO): cytoplasm; extracellular exosome
Molecular function (GO): calcium-dependent protein binding; RAGE receptor binding; calcium ion binding
Source: RefSeq, a predicted model, not a curated record